AAUACAUUUAAAAUUUAAAUGUUUGAAGUAGCCUAGUCAAAUAAGUAAACUUUGAAAACAUUUGAGAGGUAUCUGCGUCACUUUAUUAAAUUGAUUAAUUGAAAAGGAUUUAUUAUAUUUAUUGUUUUUGAAUAUAUUUGCAUAUGAAAAUGUGACAGUGUCAGCCCGGCCCCCAACUGCAACUGUAUAUCGACAUCGUUUUUAUUCCGAUUAGUAAUGUUCGUUUGGUUGGUAUUAUAAAGAAAUUAAUCUAACUUAACUAUUGUAAAAAUUGUUUUAGGAAACCAACUUCAAUGUCAUUUAUUGUAAACGUUGCGUUUUUGUUUCUGUGUCAUCGUCAGCUCAGCUGUGUUGUAGCGUGAGUGGUGGGAUCUUCUGGUUCUAAGUUUUGUCAAUAAACCUGUGUGUUUUAGAGUUUUCUCGAUUAUUACGUGAGACCCGUUGGGUUUGAACACUUCUUCUCGUACUUACCUGCAUUUAAUGUGAAAAUCACGGUGGCAAUGGAAAAAUUAAUUUCAACUUUAUCGUCUUUACUCGUUUGUGCUUGUGUUGUUAGUGCGGAAUGGAAUACGAAAGAUUUUAUGAAAAGAGAACAUUGUCUGAUAAAACCAUACCAAGGUUCUGGCAUGACGAUACCCUACUGGGAUUUUAUGGGAAGUACGAUUGUAACCAAUAAUUACAUUAGAUUGACUCCCGACGACCAAAGUAAACUAGGAGCUCUUUGGAACAACGUGCCGUGCAACGUCCGCAACUGGGAGCUCCAGGUGCACUUCAAAGUGCACGGCAAGGGCAAGGACCUGUACGGGGACGGCUUCGCCAUCUGGUACGCCAAGGACCGCAUGCAGAUCGGGCCGGUCUUCGGCAACGUCGACUACUACCAAGGGCUCGCCAUCAUCCUCGACACGUACAGCAACCACAACGGCCCGCACAACCACCAGCACCCCUACAUCUCGGCCAUGGUGAACAACGGGUCGCUCCACUACGACCACGACCGCGACGGCACCCACACGCAGCUCGCCGGCUGCGAGGCCAAGUUCCGCAACCUGGAGCACGACACGCACAUCGCCGUGCGCUACGAGGGGGACGUGCUCACGGUGUCCACAGACCUGGAGAACAAGGCGGCGUGGAGGGAGUGCUUCUCCGUGAAGGGCGUGCGGCUGCCGACGGGGUACUACUUCGGGGUCAGCGCCGCCACGGGGGACCUGUCCGACACCCACGACAUCAUGUCCAUCCGCCUGUACGAGCUCGACCUGCCGGACGACCCAAAAGAUGAAGACAGGGCAUUCAUCUCCCCUUCAGCGGCCUUCUUCGAACCACCUCGAGAUCACGUGGAAGACCCGAAACCGUCGUCGCUCUCCGGGGUGAAGAUCUUCCUGCUGAUGCUGGUGGGGGCGUUGGCUCUCAUCGCUUGCGUCGUGAUCGGGAUAAUGUUCUACCAGAAGCACCAGGAGAACUCCCGCAAGCGGUUCUACUGAAGCCUCGGGCGGGCUCGCCAUGACCCCCGCGGCCGGCCGCUUGACCCGCGCCGACUUGGAGCGCGUGUUCCGUGGCGACGGAGCGCGGCUGUUCGCCCGACAUAAGCGAGAACUCCCGGAGUUUCUUUCCCGAGUGUCACAGUGAAAGUUAACGUGCUGUAGUUUUUUGUUCUGGUCGAUUCGUGUCAUUUACUUUUUUUUAAAUAUCACAAAUUCCUAUUUUUUUUUAUUUUUUAUUUUUCUAAAGUGGAAAUGCUGGUCUCUCUACGUGGUGAGUUUUAAAACUUAUUUCAACAUGUGGGGUCGUCUAAUUUUAUUUACGAUGGAAAUGCAUGCGGACUUUGCAUUGCAGCGAGAACAGCAAUUUUUGUCUCCCCCCCAAGUGCCUUAAUGAACUAACUGUGUUUGGUCAUAAAAAAACUACAUUUGCCAGUGAUGACAACUUUUUUUUUCCCCUCAGAACAUUUCUCUGAGCCUUUUUGACUGUUAAUAACUUGGGCUUUGUGCUAUUCAAGAUUGUGCAGCGAUCAAGAAAAUCGUAUCUACUCAACAUGUUGUGGGGUCAUAUUAAAAUACUUAGAAGAGGGGGGGGGGAGGAAGGUUUAGAUCCGGAAUAUGCCAAAAAAAUCAUUUUAAACACAUAUAUACAUAUACCUGUUUUACAGUAUAAAUAUAUGGGUGUUGUGUGUUCUAGUUCAUACACAUAUCGUCUAUCCAAGUGCUUUCUUUCUCCUGUCACUGUAGACAGAAAUUUGAUGUAAAUGCAUGGGAAAUGGAAAGAGUCAGAGAUAAAUUAUGUUUUUAAAAUGACCAAUUAAUUGCCUCAGUCCCUUUACCGAUAUUGUCGAGUACCACGUCCGUGCUUGUUGUAAACUUUAGGUGCUUGUAAACCAGUGAUUGUGGCUUCAGUGCUGUUGAUAGAAUUGUGAAUACCGUAGUUAAAUUAUGUAAAUUUACCAUGUGUAUUUUUUACUUUCAUGUAAUUUGCAUGGAUUGCAUUUGGGGUCCAGUUUACCAUAAUCAUGUUUGAAAUGUGCCUCUCUUAUUAUUUGUUUUAGGAUCAUUAUCAUUUGUAAGCUUUUAAAAAAAAAAAUUAUAUUUUUGGACUUCAUUAAGGGUUGGGAACUGAUGUAUCAUGUACGUAAGAUGACUUACAACGUAUGACAGUGGAAUAUAAUCACAGUGUUGAUCUAAAAUAUCUAUUAGGUAUUGAAGAAAACCUUUUUUUAGCUAUAUCAAUUUCUCAUCCUUAGUUAUCAACUUUCGUAUUAACUAAUUUUUUUUUAUUAGUUGUUAUAAGGUGUGCAUGAAUUCUUCAGAUUGAAUACUAAUUUUAAGUGUGUUAAGGUAAGGGAUAUCCAAUUUGAUGCCGCAGAAUUUUUUUGGCAAUUUUUUAAAACUUGUUAUCGUGAAGUAUGUAUGUUUAUUAUUGAUGUAGUUUUGUACGGACCAAUGGACACAUAAUGCAUGAACAGGCAGUUUGAUUUUGGCUGUUACGUUUGAUGUGCAGAAGUAGCGGUCCAGUGAAACAGUCCAGAUCUCCCUGCUUUGUUAAACCGUUUGAACUAAAAAUAAACCUGAAAACAUAACAGCAAAUAAGGCUUCAUAGCUUCGAAAAUGGAAUUUUCAGGAUUGGAAUAAACUUUUGAAGUUGUUAUUAUUUUUUCAAAAUUUCAAACUCCAUACCACUCAAAUUCCUCAGGUCAAUGGCCUUUUUCCACCUCCGCUUCCCGGAAAAAGAUUGGAGCCAGGUCCAUUAGUUGUGAAGUUAAGAUAAGGGAUUAAAGCAAGUAAAAAUUUGGUGUAUUCAUUUUUAUUAAAAGUACGAUAACUUGAGCAAUACAGUUUUGAGUUUCUGAUCGAUCGUCUGUGUUUUAUCUUAUCUAGAAAACACGCAAAUGUAUCUGAUACUUAAAAGAUGGUUGACUGAACAGGUACAUUUUCUUCAUAUUUGUUUAUAGACAUCUGCUAAGUCUGACCGCUGUUGAUAUAGGAGUUGAACAUUAGCAUAUUUUUUUUUAAAUUUAAUAAUGUUUGUUUGGAAAUGUAAUAUACAAUUUGUAAAAGGAGCAUAGCUUUAUGGAGAAUAGCGUGCUGAUGCUUUCCCGGAAAUACUUGUGGAUGUGGUUUCAAAUCGCUGUCCGAGGUGUGCAUCUGUAUUCUCUCUCGUCUUAUGUUGUGGUGCAAGCAGUGUUGCCAUUAGCGCAGGGUUAAAGUUAACUUCCAGGGGUUUUUAGAAGCCCUUAGGUAUCAUCUGUAAAAGUAAAAUAUGAAAAUAUGAUUGUUUUAUUUAUUUGUUAACAAAUGAGAUACAUUCAAUUGUUUGGUUGUCAAAAAAUAUAUACACACAUUCGUGAGCUAUAAUUAAAAACUGUAAAGUACUUAGCUAUCAGACCAAAAUAAAUGUUUAUUGUUUAGAAGGUUCUAUUGUUGUUAGUGGCUUUCCGUCCAUAAAAUAAUAAUAAUAAUGGGAUGUCUAGAAAAAUCUUCAAAUUACCCGGUUUUUCUUUGUCCUACAUUAGUGUCCGAGUAAACAUGUGCUUUUUUGUUGAUUGCAUUGUGUGUCCAUUUGUGUAUUUGCAUGAUCAUUUAUUAGUGUUUGUAUGAGCUUAUUAUGUAAUCAUUGCGUUCAAAUGACAUUCCACAAAACUGUAGUUGCAGCUAGAAACGUUUGAGGAAUCGGAAUGGUUAUCAAAAAGAGGUUAGUUUCGGUUCUAAAGUGAAAUUUUUUCUUUGGAAAAUAUCCGCCCCAAAACUUAAAUUUUUUUAUAGUCUAGCUCAGCAAAAUUUGAUUAAGUUUUUCAUUAUUUGUAUUGGUAACCAUUUUGAAGAGAGAAAAAAAAAGAAAUAAGGCUUGCUUGAAUGGUUUGUUCAAUUUUUUAAAGGUAAACCAAAAUAUAUAUAUAUAUUCAUAGUAUCUUUUGGGAUUAAUUUGUCUUGGUAAAUUAACUAGUGUAAAAACUUGAAUGCUAGGACAAGUUUUAGUUAAUAUUUUAGUGAGUAUUUUUUUUGUCGAGUUUUUUCUAUUGAAAAGGUGUUUAGCCCAUGUUUUAUCAUCACGUGCUCAAGCUAGGAGAAAGUUGCUGUGUACAUAUGACUGAAAAAUCAUUUAGUUUUGUUUUUAGCACUAACAUUUUAAAUUAGAUUCAUUGAUGUAACCCAAGCAUCACUUGCUGUAUUUAUUGUUUAAAAUGUAUGGCAAACUUUUACAAAAAUCCAUUCAGUGGCUUCCAAGAGUUCCCGCCGGUGGUGGACUCAAAAGGGGAGGUGAAUCAGGAAAUAAAUGUCCCCCCCCCCCCCCCCCUCCUUGGCCGUGGAAAAAAUUGGCAUGAUAGCUUGUGAGUCAGCGUUUUAUAUUAGGUGAUGUGAGUUUGAGCUGUUUAUCGCACUACUACGUAGGAAGUGACGCACGUUUAUAAUGUUAAUUUAACUGUUGAAACACUGUGUUUUUUAUAUUUUUGUUUUGAUUUCACAAAUUCUAAUGUAAUUUAUUUACAACCUUUUUUUACCUCCUCCUCCCCCCCCUUUUUUUUAAAAAUACUAUCCCCAGACAACCCCCCCCCCCCCCCCCCUCCUUUUCCCAUCCUACACACACAAAAAAAGGGGGUUUUGUCUGUAAAGUCAGUUUACGGACGAUAAUUUUAUGUGAUAACGUCAUAAUAAAACAUUGAUGAAAAAUUGCAUACGUUUUAAUUUUCAAAUAUUAUUUACAAUUUUUGCAAAUUUAAUUUAAAUAAUUUUUUAAAAUAUAAUCACGAACAAUUAGUUAUAGAAAUAAACUGAAAUCAAAUCAAUGUCAAUAAAUUGUUAAUUUGAAAUGACGGAAUUGGACAAAUAAAUCAAAUUUUUUAAAUUGCUGCUUUUAAAAAGCUCGCCUUAACCUGUUUGAUAUUAUGGAAGAUUUUCUCGCACGGUGGCUGGCCGGUUCUUGCACGCUCGGCUCAGGCGGAACGUGACAGUGAAUCAUGCUUUUUCGUGCGUGCAGCCGGCGUUCAUCGAUUUAUAAGACGUUAUCACGUGAAAAAAUAAUUUCCUGCAUCUGCCACUGGUUUGCACGGAAAUUAAUGGCCUUUCAACCUCUUGUGACCUGGCCUCCAUAUGUUUUUUUUUAUUUACUGAUUCUGUCUAAAUUAUAGCUCAUUCCCCUUAAUUGUUAUGAAUCAUGCUCUUUUUUUUUAUCUUCCACUGAUAAAAACUUCUUUUUUUAAUUAUAUGCAUACACACAAGAUAAAUUCUUGAAAUUUUUCAGCGGGCAUUGCUAUUCUUAUGGGAAUUUGAUUUAUUGACCUCUUUUAUGAAAGAGGAAGAAAAAAAAAUUAUAAAUAUAGAAACAUGAAUUAAAAAGGAAAACUAGACAGGGAGUAAAUAAAUGAAAAUGAAACAAAAAAAAAAUAACAGAAGAAAGUUAACUUUUAGAGCAAAAUUUUUGUGUGUUGUAAUCUAUUUUAAAAUAAAAACAAGGGUUUGAACUGCACAACUAGUAACUUUAUUUGAAAGAUAAAAUUUAUGUUUAAAUUAUUGUGUACCAUUUUUGCCUGUGCUGCUUAUGUUUAAAGAUGUUUAUAAUAGUGUACUGUCGACAGACUUUACCAUAAGUCCAUUAAGUGUCCUGUUUCUUUACUAUGAAAUCAUUAAAAUAUAUUAUUACGGAGAAUUGGCGGUUUAUAUUGUUUGUGUGGGUGCUGUGAACUUUAAGAGCCAUUUCACCCCGCUGGUCUUUCCUUAACUUUACCAUUCCCAGAAGGGGGGGGGGGGAGGUUAUUUUGCUUUGUGGUGGACAGAUUUCAGCUUUGCUCCAAUCUGCGGAUUAAGUUUUCAAGAACACCAACAUGACAGCGACUUCCCCCCCCCACCCCCCACCUUCACCCCAAAUCUCAGUGGUUUGAUUCAAGCAUCUUAUUUUUAUCAAGUAUGAUGUGCAGCUAUUUUUAAGUUAAUCCUUUUGUGUCCUUAAGCAUCACAACUGAUGACAAAUCAAACAGCGAGCUGAAAAAAAAAAUUAGUGCGUUGGAGUCCAUGUGCGAUAGAAGGGAAACCUCUUGCUUAUUUAUAUUUUUAGGUGUAGGAAACGUAAUUCUCUUUUGCUGAGGUCGCAGAUAAAAAAAAAUAAAAUAAAAAUAUGUAAGUGUGAGAGUGCUAAGUUAAUGCUAUUGUACAAGUGUGCAAGCAUGCAUAUGUGCAGGUUUGGUGCCUAGUUUCUAUCCCCACCCUGCCGUCUUCUCUCUGGGUUCCCCCACCACGUACCUAACUAUUCCCCUCACGUGAUCGGAAUUUUCGUAACGCUCGAAAAUUGUAGCCCCCUUAAGCAAAGAAGUUUCACUUCAAAAAUUAAGUUACUGUAUAAUAAAAUAAAAUUGGUAUAAUUAUAAGCUGUAAUCAGAACGUUGUAACAUGAUUUCAUUUUUGAAAAUAAGAUUAUUAUUAGUUAAAUUGUUUACACAUGGGUUUUUACAUGACAAAUUUUUUCGCGGGCCGGAAUUUCACACUAAAUAUGUAUCCAUAAAAUAAUAUAUUCUUUCAGAUGCUUAUUGCCUUAUUGGUUAUUGGGAGUGUUUCUGUUUCACAUUGUGAUGUCGAGAAUAAAUUCUCUUCAUCCCGAGUGUGUAUAUAAUUAUGUAUAGCAUUAUAUAUUCCAGUGUUUUUUUUUUCUUUAAUGUGGAUGGAUGUUUUCUUUUUUGUUGUUAUUUGUGUAUUUGUAAUAAUGCUCAUUCGGAGUAUAGAUAAUAAGUUUGAUUGGAGCGAUCCUGUUGUAAUUGUUGGUAAGAGUGUUGGUUGUAGAAUAAAUGGACUUUAUAAUUUUU
Molecule: messenger RNA, 7276 nt
Organism: Bacillus rossius redtenbacheri
Lineage: Eukaryota; Metazoa; Arthropoda; Insecta; Phasmatodea; Bacillidae
Product: vesicular integral-membrane protein VIP36
Exons: 7
Coding region: 501-1475 (324 amino acids)
Biological process (GO): endoplasmic reticulum to Golgi vesicle-mediated transport
Cellular component (GO): Golgi membrane; endoplasmic reticulum membrane; COPII-coated ER to Golgi transport vesicle
Molecular function (GO): D-mannose binding
Source: RefSeq, a predicted model, not a curated record